AUGGGAUAUGCCGCUGCACCGUCUUCGAGUGACGGAUUUCAAACCAACCACUGGCGCCUCUCCAACAAGUUGAUGAGACUAGCCGCGGAGAAAGCUGCCAGACCAGCCUUAGCGGCUGAAGACAAGGCGCCGUGCCGUGACGGCGAGGUACCAUGUAUCUGUGCGACCGGGCGUCUGGCGCCCUUGGUGCUGGUCGUCAAUGAAGCUGUGAGCCGGCCAGGCCUUCGAAUGUCUGAUGCGCUCGGCAAUGUGGGCGUUUUCUUCUCAAGGCAUCAAUGGCUCGCGCAAGUACACCUGAAGUGCCUGGCUAUCAGUAGAACGCCGUAUCAUGUCCGGGUAGGUUAUUGA
Molecule: messenger RNA, 348 nt
Organism: Colletotrichum costaricense
Lineage: Eukaryota; Fungi; Ascomycota; Sordariomycetes; Glomerellales; Glomerellaceae
Exons: 2
Coding region: 1-348 (115 amino acids)
Source: RefSeq, a predicted model, not a curated record